CAGUGCCUUCCGUUAUUGAAUGCAUCAGUUUGCCCACGCCUCCUGCUUGUAUUCGCUAUUGCUGCCCACGGCGGAGGAGAAAAGCUCACAAUUCAAGAGUGAAUACGUAUAUCAACGUGCGAGUAUUUCUCGAGCGAGUUUAUUUGCGUCUCAUCGUCACUUGAAACUACGAACUUUUCUACUACAGGCGGUUGAGCUUCCUCGAACGAUUUCUUCGAAAGGCCAUACAACGAUAUCUGAUUGAGAAGCGAGAGAAGCCCAGGAUAACAGGAUGGCUUGAUUUUACCGACCAUAUCAAUCAUACCUAAGAAAGGCAUGUAUUCGACAUUUGACGAACACGAUACUCUGGGGGACCUCCCGCUUCAGCGACCAAAUUUUACUCAACAGGCCACAAGUGAAAACCUGCCACACAUCAUGCUCGAAACUUGGCCUCCACAGACUCCAACUUGGCGCCAUCACUGUCAUGUGGUUUACAUUGUCGACUUCAGGGUUCAUUCCCAACGUGGGCGAGGAGACCCCUCCUACACCAGUCGAGCGAACAGAACCCGCGAUCACAUAGAAAGUGGCUUAUUCGUACAGACACACGCGAAAAGGAUGUGCGGUCACCUUUACAUGCCUCGAAAACACCCGAUUCACGAGUAUUAUGUGCUUCAGAGUCAGAGACUCGACAACAUUAGGCAGCACGAGUAUUUCGAGUCCGAUGCCGCCAUCGGGUUCAUAUUCAAGAAGGAUUACCAAAACUCCUUCUACCAGAUUCUUUGGGAGAUACAGUUACCGGACAAGAGAAACCCUGAGGACUCGGCUCUUUAUCGACGCCAUGACAUCAACGUCCAAUCUUCCCCCCCUGAGAACUCGACGGACUAGGUGACGGCUGUGCUUAUAGUGAUGGGAACAAGGAAGUUGUUGAUGGAAUAUGUGCCAAAUGACUGGUACAUAGAUGACACAGGAGUGUUCCAGGAACAUGGUCGACAUGAAACUGGUGUUCAAGAUACUAUUGUUUGCAAGGAGUCAACCUUGGUUGGGAUCUUGUCGUGGAGCUGAGAUACCAAGAGGCUAUAUCGCGGAGCGCUUUGCAUGAUAUAACGUCAAUGCAGUUAUAGAAAAGAUGUCAUCGGGGGAAUCUGAAACAAUAUUUCCUAUGCAAUUGAACAG
Messenger RNA from Fusarium oxysporum Fo47, 1152 nucleotides. RefSeq lists its product as uncharacterized. The coding region runs from base 316 to 864 and encodes 182 amino acids. The transcript has a single exon. The record is from RefSeq and is a predicted model, not a curated record. NCBI's taxonomy places the organism in Eukaryota, Fungi, Ascomycota, Sordariomycetes, Hypocreales, Nectriaceae.